AGACGGUACCUCUCGUCUAACUUUGAGCGGAGAAUCCAAAGAAAAACGCAGCUCGCGAGUGCCUGAAAAAUAUUUGAAAAAUCUCCAACUGAAAAAAGGGAUAUAAAUCAAAGAGGGAAAAUAACAGUGCGAAUGAUGUCGGGAAUUUUAUUGCUUUUGGCCCUGCUGGCCUUCGUUGCAAAUGGCGCGGCCAUCAAGUGCUUUGUCUGCGACUCGAGCGAUAAUCCCAGCUGCUCCGAUCUGGACUCCAAUUCUAGCAUAGUGGCGGAGGAAUGUACAUUGGACAAAAUGAAAUCGCUAGACACCUGGCUUCUGGAUCUAAACAAAUUCGCAUAUUUCGAUAACGGUGGCAAUAAAAAACCGCUAAUGAAUUGCGAAAAGGUUGUGGCCAAAGACCCUGAAACCAGAAAAGUGGUGACUGCACGCUUUUGUCAACUGGACACCGGGGACUCCAAUGCCUGUCAGAUCCUGAGAGACAAACUGCGAAUCCCCAGUGCCGAGGAGCUGGAACAACGCAAUCGCAAUCAGAAUAAGAGACGGAAGAAUGGGAAUGGGGAUGAUAGUGAAGAAAUCUCCGCGGAGGAUGCGUUCUUCUGCGAAGUUUGCAACACGGAUUCCUGCAAUGGAGCGGCGGCCAAUACGCUUUGGGUGGCUUCCGUUCUGUCCUUGAUUAUGAUCCUAUUGGGCUGUUAAAAUAUUGGAUCAAGUUAUCCAGAUGGAUUAAAUGGUGGCAUGGUGGUUGCAUUUAAGUUGAGUUACCGUUUGCCUUUCCCUUGCUGUUUACUUGGCAAAUAUUUAAGUGCAGUGUCGCUGACUCGUACAAGCGUUUCAAAGGCACUCAGUUAGCCCUACCCUUAACCCUAGAAAUGUAAUCACUCACACAUAGUUACACAGAAGACACCGAUGCAAUACAAACACACAAAGUCGCUUUGAUUCAAAACAAAUAUGAAACUUUUAAUUUCGAAAACAAAUACCAAAAAAUAGAGUAGGGAUACGAGUAACCAAGAUUGCAAGGUGCCAUUUCCUAUAUAUCAAUGUUUGGGAUUCUAUGCCGUUAGCUCUAGAGACAGACCUCUAAAUUGUUACCUUUUCAGUUUGUAAAUUUAAUUUAUAGGAGACAUGAAUAUAAGAAGUCACCAAUUGCCUUUAAUUUGUCUUAAUUAAUAGCAAUCGAUAUAGAUGUGAAGUAAUAGCGUCGAUAAAUGUGUAUAUUCUUAGGUAGAUUCAGAAAGUGCUUAAAGUAAUUAAAUCAUAAAUUCGUGUUUUAAAUAACGGGAAUGAGUAAAUUUACUGUACAAAUCGCGAGCAAACACAAUCAACUGAAAGCAAAACGCGAAUUUAGGAGAACAAAUUUAAAAGCAACAACAACAACGCAAUAAAAGUGAAUAAAUGUGCAAUUAGAAGAAAUGUUAACAAAAAGCAAUGCAAUGUGAGCUUAGAAUCGCCUGCAAGCCACACACACUAUAUAGUACCAUAUGUUUUUGCGCCGAUUUGAGCUAUCAGUUCUGCUUAGUUCGUAAGCUAGUUUUGAAAUGGUAACUAAAUUGAACGUUGAGAGCACCGAAUAAAUGCUGUAUGACAGUAUAACAGAGA
Molecule: messenger RNA, 1593 nt
Organism: Drosophila eugracilis
Lineage: Eukaryota; Metazoa; Arthropoda; Insecta; Diptera; Drosophilidae
Exons: 4
Coding region: 133-693 (186 amino acids)
Biological process (GO): regulation of synaptic transmission, cholinergic; positive regulation of voltage-gated potassium channel activity; sleep
Source: RefSeq, a predicted model, not a curated record